AUGGCAUCGUCUCCCGAACCGCAGCGCGGAAACCAGUCCGACAACGCUGCAACUUUAUCUCCCGACGGGCCGUCAAAGCCUUCAGGGUUGCGAGCAGUGUCCUCGAAAGACCGCCUGUCCACAUACUCAAAUGCGUCGCACACUUCACAGAAUUGGUCGCGACCUGCGUCUAAUGUAUUCCCUGCCUUUCAGUCCAGCUUGCCUUAUGCCUUAGUUCGCGACUUUGCGUAUCCUGCCAUUCACCCUCUUCAUUAUGGACCUCCGCCACGCACGUCAGGCGUGUCUACUCCUGUUAGCGAGAGCCGACGACUGUCAGAUCCCCAACCUGCGUCAUGGGAUGGCUCAAAGAGCCACUGGUCUACGGGAUCCUGGUCAUCUGACAGCUCUUAUGGGCAUCAACAACUUCCUGCUAUGUCCUUUGGCGAUGGGCCUCCAUAUAGUGAGGAUGAAGAUCUACAUAGCCCGAUUGUCACGUCUCGUCAUCGCAAACAUAAAUCUGCGCACGUUUUAGAGGGAAGAAGAGGGAGAAGCCCGGGUGACAGUGGUCGUGAUUUCAGUUACUCUAAUGAAAGUGAUCGAGGCACACUCGUGAGCUUAAAUGGUGACGGCAGUGAGACGUAUUAUGUCAAAGACGAUGAUGCAACUGGUGAUGGACCUGGUGGCGAGUUUGUCACGUAUUCCGCCGGUGAACGUGAGUAUUCUGGAACGUAUGGGACUGCAGAUUUCGGCGAGUCAAACUAUGCAUCGUAUGGCGACGAGGGCUAUGGUUACGAUAGGGACCCUGAUUCCGAUGACGAUAUCUCAGAUACUGAUCCUUCUCGGUAUUCUCGUGAUUACCAAUUCUCCAUUGCGUCACCGGAUGAAGAGAUGCACGGAAAAGCCGUCGCGCUUUUUGAUUUCACUAGCGAACAUGAAAAUGAGCUUCCUUUGAAGGAGGGUCAGGUGAUAUUGGUUUCGUACCGACAUGGCCAAGGCUGGUUGGUGGCCGAGGACCCCAAAACUGGUGAAAGUGGGCUCGUCCCCGAGGAAUUUGUUCGGUUGGUGCGUGAUAUUGAGGGUGGUUUGACAUCUCUUCGUGGAGAGCUCAACAAUGGUGAUGUCGAGUCCAGUGCUCAUCUCAAUCCGAUGACAUUGGACCAAGAUGGCACACCCACGCAGACUGAAAAUUCUAUAUCAUCCUCAAACAGUCUUUCUACUUCGCCUGGUAACGGGACGCACGAGAAACACCCGUCUGUGAUCUCCACUUUCUCCACCAGUAGCCGCGAUCUGGAACCAUAUCCCACUCAUUUGUUGGCAGACAGUCAGGGGAAAGCAAGUCCGCAGCAGGUGGAUCAUUAUGAUGAGAAGAAAGUCGAGAAUAGUAAUCAUACCGACACCAUUUCGGGUGAGACUACGGAGUGA
Molecule: messenger RNA, 1401 nt
Organism: Rasamsonia emersonii CBS 393.64
Lineage: Eukaryota; Fungi; Ascomycota; Eurotiomycetes; Eurotiales; Trichocomaceae
Product: Complex: NBP2 interacts with Nap1p
Exons: 1
Coding region: 1-1401 (466 amino acids)
Molecular function (GO): protein binding
Source: RefSeq, a predicted model, not a curated record